AUGGAGCCCCAGCCGCGAAGUUUCAACGGAGUGGACGAGUCUCAGCUGCAUCUCGUGCGGCACGACACGUGCAAGCUGGAGAAGGUGGGGGGCCGAGGGGGGGACGACUACGGUGCGUGGAGCCUCUGCACCAAUCACGUGCGGCCAGGUGGCGUCGUGUACUCGUUUGGCAUCGGCGCUGACGUGUCCUUUGACAACGGGAUGGUCAACCGCGGGCAUAAGGUGUUCGGAUUCGACCCCACAGUUCCCCCCGAGCGCGUGCAAGCCAUGUUCAAGGACCACCACAGUCGCGAUCAGCCGGCCGCCUUCCAGUUCCGUCAACUCGGCCUGGCCGGCACGGACGGCAUCGUCACCUUCUUCCACUCCAAGAACCCGCGCGUGCAGUCCAUGACGGCCGUCAAACCAGAAAAACUUGCCGGCCGGUUCGAAAGCCAGGGGAUGCCGGCGCCGGUGCUGCGAUUGCCAACGUUUAUGUGCGGGAACGGGCACGGAUUCGUGGAUGUGUUGAAAAUGGACGUGGAGGGGGUGGAGUUCGACGUGUGCGACGCGUGGCUUCGCAUGAAAACGCCGCUGCCGUUCGGUCAGAUCUUGAUUGAGUUUCACGAUCGCAUGGUGACGGAUGCGAAAGCGCGAAAGGGCGCGUGCUUGCGCGCGCUGCAGCGAAACGGGUUUGUGGAGGUGUAUGUUAGCGAGAACUUCCAAGAAGCCACGUACGCUCGCAUGGCACCCAAGGGAUGA
Closterium sp. NIES-65 is the source of this 738-nucleotide messenger RNA. NCBI's taxonomy places the organism in Eukaryota, Viridiplantae, Streptophyta, Zygnematophyceae, Desmidiales, Closteriaceae. The record is from the annotation of a GenBank genome assembly.